Messenger RNA from Colias croceus (clouded yellow), 3742 nucleotides. It is a transcript of the gene SMC3, whose product is annotated as structural maintenance of chromosomes protein 3. Gene Ontology annotation, cellular component: chromosome. NCBI's taxonomy places the organism in Eukaryota, Metazoa, Arthropoda, Insecta, Lepidoptera, Pieridae. Gene Ontology annotation, molecular function: ATP hydrolysis activity; cohesin loader activity; double-stranded DNA binding. The transcript has 23 exons. The coding region runs from base 99 to 3710 and encodes 1203 amino acids. The record is from RefSeq and is a predicted model, not a curated record. Gene Ontology annotation, biological process: mitotic sister chromatid cohesion.
CAUGCGUCACUGUCAUUAGGAAAUGGCGGUCAAUUGUUGGCGUUAGUGUUUUAUGUUUAUGUGUGAUGUUUUGUUAACAUUUUGUUAUACGUUUCAAAAUGCAUAUAAAACAGGUGAUUAUUCAAGGAUUUAAAAGUUAUCGAGAACAAAUUGUUGUUGAACCAUUUGACAAAAGACACAAUGUAGUCGUUGGUCGAAAUGGAUCUGGCAAAAGUAACUUCUUCCAUGCUAUACAGUUUGUGCUCAGUGAUGAGUUUUCCCAUCUUCGUCCAGAGCAGCGACUUGCUUUGUUACAUGAAGGCACAGGACCCAGGGUGAUAUCGGCUUUUGUUGAAAUUGUAUUUGACAAUUCAGAUAACAGAAUUCCGAUUGAGAAGGAUGAAAUUUUCCUAAGACGAGUCAUUGGAUCAAAGAAAGAUCAAUUUUUCCUUAACAAGAAGGUUGUGCCUCGCUCUGAAGUUUUGAACUUGUUGGAAAGUGCUGGUCUAUCCAAUUCAAAUCCAUAUUAUAUUGUGAAGCAAGGAAAGAUCAACCAAAUGGCAGUAGCCCCAGAUUCCCACAGACUGAAACUAUUGAGAGAAGUUGCCGGAACAAGAGUAUAUGAUGAGCGUAGAGAGGAAUCUGUCACUAUCCUGAAAGAAACUGUUGGCAAGGUGGAAAAAAUUAACGAUUUUCUGCAAACAAUAGAAGAGAGAUUGAAGACAUUAGAGGAAGAAAAAGAAGAAUUGAAGGAGUAUCAGAAAUGGGACAAAGCUCGGAGAGUUCUGGAGUUUAUUAUACAUGACACUGAGCAUAGGGAGAAUAAACGGAAACUUGAAGAUUUGCAAAAAAUGCGCUCAAACAGUGGCAAAGAACAACAACACUAUGCUGACAUGGUGCGUGAAGCUCAGGAACAUGUCAGAGAAUCUAACAGAAAACUUAAAGAAGCUCGCAAAGACGUGGCGGCUGCUCGCGAAGAGAAAGAUAUAUUGUCCACUGAACAACAGCAGUUACUUAGAGAAAAAACUAAAUUGGAACUUGGCAUUAAAGAUCUGACUGACGAUGUUGACGGAGAUAAUAAAUCUAAGGAAAGAGCUGAAGCAGAGCUCGAGCGUCUUCGCCAACAGAUAUCUGAGAAAGAGCGCGAAUUGGAAGAACUAAAACCUAAAUACGAGGAAAUGAAAGCUCGUGAGGAGGAAUGUACGCGGGCGUUAGCUCUCAAUCAGCAGAAGAGACAGGAGUUGUAUGCGAAGCAAGGCAGAGGGACGCAGUUCACUUCCAAACAGGAUAGGGAUCGGUGGAUUGAGAAGGAGCUCAAAUCGCUCAACAAGCAAAUAAAAGACAAAAAGGACCACGAGAUCAAACUACGUGACGAUCUACGCCGCGAUGCGACCAAACUGACUGAACUAGAGAAACGCAUAGAGGAAAUGACUAAAGAGAUGGAGAGACAACGCGUGGCGAUAGAUGAGCAUAAUAAACAGUAUUAUGAGUGUAAGAAGAGGAAGGACCAGGAACAGAGCACUAGGAAUGAACUGUGGCGUAAAGAAACAACAUUGACACAGAAUUUGUCGUCAUUGAAGGAAGAUUUGGCUAAGGCUGAUCAAGCUUUGCGAUCAAUGGCAGGCAAGCCAAUUCUCAACGGGCGUGACAGCGUACGAAAAGUUCUUGAAACUUUCCAAGAACGAGGCGGUGAAUGGGCGAAAAUAGCCACACAAUACUAUGGGCCUGUUAUUGAGAACUUCACUUGUGAUAAAACUAUUUAUACGGCUGUUGAGGUAACAGCAGGUAACAGGUUAUUCCAUCACAUAGUUGAGUCAGACACAGUCGGUACUAAGAUAUUGAAAGAGAUGAACAGACAAAAUCUUCCCGGAGAAGUCACUUUCAUGCCUCUGAACAGACUGCAAGUUAGGGAUAUGAUAUAUCCUAAUGAUAAUAACGCAAUAGCCAUGGUGCAAAAACUUAAAUACGAUCCGAAAUACGCAAAAGCCAUGAAAUACAUAUUUGGUAAAACCCUCAUAUGCAGAAAUUUGGAGUGCGCUACAGAAUUGGGGAAACAAUAUCAUUUGGAUUGUGUCACUUUAGAGGGAGAUCAAGUAUCAUCAAAAGGUUCGCUCACAGGUGGUUAUUUCAACCAAUCCCGUUCUCGAUUGGAAAUGCAGAAAACUCGUUCGGAACUGAUGGAACAAAUAACUACCUUGGAACAAGAACUCAGUACUUUGAGACAGGAGUUGAAUAAAACGGAGACAAGUAUAAAUAGUAUUGUGUCUGAGAUGCAGAGGACGGAGACUAAACAGGGGAAAGCUAAGGAUAUCUUCGACAAAGUGAAAGCUGACAUUCGUCUAAUGAAAGAAGAAUUAGGUUCCAUAGAACGUUUCCGCGGACCUAAAGAACGGUCUCUAGCUCAGUGCAGAUCUAGUUUGGAAGCUAUGCAAGCUACUAAAGAAGGCUUGGAGUCUGAAUUACACCAGGAACUAAUGGAGCAACUAUCGACAGCGGAUCAAGGUAAAGUGGACGAGUUGAACGACGCCAUUCGACGACUCACACAAGAGAACAAGGAAGCUUUCAGCCAGAGAAUGAAUUUAGAGGCCACUAAGAACAAACUUGAGAAUCUACUCACUAAUAAUUUGAUUCGACGUAAAGACGAACUGGUACAAGCGCUCCAAGAAAUAUCAGUAGAGGAUCGCAAACGUCGACUACAAAACAGUAAAUCGGAUCUGAACGCAGCGGAGAAACGGAUCAAGCAAAUUAACAAAGAGCUAGAGGAAGUUGAAAGGAAAGUACAAGCCGCUGUGAAAAAUGAAAAAGCACUGAAACUUGAGUUGGAUAAAUGGAGGAAUAAGGAAAAAGAAGCGCAAGACAAAAUGGAGGAAGACGCGAAGGGCCUAGAAAAGAUGGCGUCCAAGGAAGUGUUGUUGCAGGAAAAGAUACAAGAAUCGUUGGACAAAAUAGCCGCUCUUGGCACACUGUCUAAUGCGCCGGAAUUACACGCUAAAUAUGAGAAAAUGUCCCUUAAACAGCUCUUCAAAGAAUUGGAGAAAGCGAACCAGCAUUUGAAAAAGUACAACCAUGUCAACAAAAAGGCUUUGGACCAGUUCAUAAGCUUCUCUGAACAAAAGGAGAAAUUGUACAAGAGAAAGGAAGAACUUGAUGUUGGUGGUGAAAAGAUUCGCGAAUUGAUCGAAGCCCUGGAACACCGUAAGCUAGAGGCUAUCCAGUUCACAUUCAAGCAAGUGAGCAAGAAUUUCACGGAGGUGUUCAAGAAACUCGUGCCUCAGGGACGCGGGUCGCUUAUUAUGCGUGUGGCCGCUGAUGACCCUAAUGAUGUUGCACCAGACCGCGCGAACGCGGAGCAGUUCUCGGGCGUGGGCAUCCGCGUGUCGUUCACGGGCGGCGAGGGCGACAUGCGCGAGAUGAACCAGCUGUCCGGCGGGCAGAAGUCGCUCGUGGCGCUAGCGCUCAUCUUCGCCAUACAGAAGUGCGACCCCGCGCCCUUCUACCUGUUCGACGAGAUCGACCAGGCCCUCGACGCACAGCACCGUAAAGCAAUAGCCAACAUGAUCCACGAACUAUCGUCAAGUGCUCAAUUUAUCACUACCACCUUCAGACCGGAGUUACUAGAACACGCACACAAGUUCUACGGAGUUAAGUUCCGGAACAAAGUGUCGCACGUUGAGUGCGUGACACAGGAAGAGGCGAGGGACUUUGUGGAAGAUAGCGCUACACAUGCGUAGAUUUAUUGAAAUUAAAUGUAUUUUCUAUUAAA